Molecule: messenger RNA, 1236 nt
Organism: Nannizzia gypsea CBS 118893
Lineage: Eukaryota; Fungi; Ascomycota; Eurotiomycetes; Onygenales; Arthrodermataceae
Exons: 4
Coding region: 1-1236 (411 amino acids)
Biological process (GO): positive regulation of catalytic activity
Cellular component (GO): fungal-type vacuole; cell periphery
Source: RefSeq, a predicted model, not a curated record
AUGGCAGCACAGGGGGAGUCGACGGUGCGGUCGCAUCGGUCGACGCCCCGGGGAGGUUCUCCUAGGCUGAAACCAGACUUGAAGCUGCUGGAGCCGCCGCUGUCGAGACGCAGGUCGGCCCAGUCGGUCUCUGCAGCAAGCCAGUCGGACGAGCAGAGGUCGAUAUACCAGCGACUGGGCUCGAGGCACGGCCAAUCCUCCAAGAGCUACUCGCCGCACAGCCAGAGAUCGAUACCGCGGACCCCGGGUUCGGGGCAGUUGGCCGUCCGUUCGGUUCCAGCUUGGGUUAAGCACGCGGACGACGAUGACGACGAUGAAAUAGAGGAGCCGCGGACGCGGCCGCAGUCGAGGUCGCCGGCACAGCCACAGCCACAGUCGCCGUCACAGUCACAUUCACAGUCAACGGCAUUACCGGUGCUGCCAGGAGACGCCCAUGUUGCGAGCCAUCACUACCUACCCAAGUCGAAAGACUUCGCACUCGACAGCGCGGCCGGAAGAGCCAGAGAUAUAGAGAAGGGCGAAGGAGAAAGGCCGGAGAGCAACCGCUCCUACACGCAGUAUACGCAGCAGUCGAGAUGGAAGACGUUUACCAUGCCCGUGCCGCAGCGUCGAGAAACGACACAGCAACAGAACAGGGUAGUCGACGCAGACUGGCUCAACCAGAAUUUCGGCGACUACUCCGAUCCAUGGCACGGAUACAUCGACGAAAAGGCUGAAGCGAGCUCCCGGCAGUCGGGGACGUUCAUCCAGCGGCGGAAGAAAUGGAUGAAGGGCUUCCAGUACAAGAUACUGCACAGUCCCAUGGUGCCUCUCAUCAUCCGUCUUACCGUCUUCAUCUUCUCGGCCGUUGCCCUCUCGCUGGGAGCGGCCCGUCUCGGAUCCCACAUCAUCUUCGAUGCAAUUGCACUUGUUUACCUGGUCUAUAUCACGUAUGAUGAAUACACCGGAAAGCCACUUGGUCUCCGGUCAGCUACGGCAAAGAUACGGCUUAUCUUCCUUGACCUGGUGUUUAUCGUCUUUGCGUCCGCAAACCUCAGUUUAGCGUUUGCUUCUCUGUCCGAUGUCAAUGGCACAUGCACCAGCGGAGGCACGGACGACUCUGCCAAUGCCAGGAUAGACAAGAUCUGUGAUAACCAGAAGGUGUUAGCUGCUGUCUUACUGGUUGUACUGGUUGCCUGGCUCAUGACAUUUAUGAUAAGUGCUCUACGGGUCAUCGAGCGAGUGGCAGCCAAGUGA